Erinaceus europaeus (western European hedgehog) is the source of this 4066-nucleotide messenger RNA. RefSeq names its product ring finger protein 20 (gene RNF20). The coding region runs from base 210 to 3137 and encodes 975 amino acids. Gene Ontology annotation, molecular function: metal ion binding; ubiquitin protein ligase activity. Lineage: Eukaryota; Metazoa; Chordata; Mammalia; Eulipotyphla; Erinaceidae. The transcript is spliced from 20 exons. Gene Ontology annotation, cellular component: HULC complex; nucleus. The record is from RefSeq and is a predicted model, not a curated record.
GACGGUUCACCGGGCCCAGUGGAAGCGACUUCCUGAUUUAUUCCCAUCUUCCUCUCCGGAGCCCCGCCUUCCGGAGCCGCGGGUCAAGGGUCAAGUGUGAAGGGUUACGCGGGCCUCGGCGAGUUCAUUCCCUCCAAUUCCUCCGCGGGGCUGCUGGCGGCGGGAGGAGCCGGCUUCCAUCUCGGAAGAAGGUGUCGUCUCACGCCAAGAUGUCAGGCAUCGGAAGUAAGAGAGCCGCCUCGGAGCCAGGCACGUCUGUGCCUCCAGAGAAGAAGACCGCUGUGGAAGAUUCAGGGACCACGGUGGAGACAAUUAAGCUGGGCGGUGUGUCUUCAACGGAGGAGUUAGACAUUCGAACACUGCAAACCAAAAACCGCAAGUUGGCAGAGAUGCUGGACCAGCGUCAGGCCAUUGAAGACGAACUCCGGGAACACAUUGAGCAGCUGGAGCGGCGACAGGCCACGGACGACGCCUCCCUCCUCAUCGUCAAUCGGUACUGGACUCAGUUUGACGAAAACAUCCGCAUCAUCCUUAAGCGUUACGAUCUGGAGCAGGGCUUAGGGGACCUGCUCACGGAAAGAAAAGCUCUUGUGGUGCCAGAACCAGAGCCCGACUCUGACAGCAACCAGGAACGGAAAGAGGAAAGAGAGAGAGGUGAAGGGCAAGAACCAGCUUUCUCUUUCCUGGCUACGUUGGCUAGCAGUUCCAGUGAGGAGAUGGAGUCUCAGCUUCAGGAACGUGUGGAGUCUUCCCGUCGAGCUGUGUCCCAGAUCGUGACCGUCUAUGACAAACUGCAAGAAAAAGUGGAACUCUUGUCCCGGAAGCUCAACAGUGGAGACAGCAUGAUAGUGGAGGAAGCCGUGCAGGAGCUGAAUUCCUUUCUCGCUCUGGAGAACAUGCGGCUACAGGAGCUGGCAGACCUCCUCCAGGAAAAGCAUCGCACCAUGUCCCAGGAGUUUUCCAAGUUGCAGAAUAAAGUAGAGACAGCUGAGUCCCGAGUGUCUGUCCUGGAGUCCAUGAUUGAUGACCUGCAGUGGGACAUUGACAAAAUUCGGAAGAGGGAACAGAGACUCAACCGCCACUUAGCAGAAGUCCUAGAACGGGUGAAUUCCAAAGGCUAUAAAGUCUACGGCGCAGGGAGCAGUCUCUAUGGGGGCACGAUCACCAUCAAUGCCCGGAAGUUUGAGGAAAUGAAUGCAGAGCUUGAGGAGAACAAAGAGCUGGCUCAGAACCGUCACUGUGAACUGGAGAAACUUCGGCAAGACUUUGAUGAAGUGUCUGCACAAAACGAAAAACUGAAGGUGGAACUGCGGAGUGCAGUGGAGGAAGUGGUGAAGGAGACCCCGGAGUACCGCUGCAUGCAGUCACAGUUCUCUGUCCUGUACAACGAGAGCCUCCAGUUGAAGGCCCACUUGGACGAGGCUCGCACCCUGCUCCACGGCACCAGGGGGACCCAUCAGCGUCAAGUUGAGCUCAUCGAGCGAGAUGAAGUUAGUCUUCACAAGAAGCUGAGAACUGAAGUCAUCCAGCUAGAGGAUACACUGGCCCAGGUCCGCAAGGAGUACGAGAUGCUCAGGAUAGAGUUUGAACAGACUCUUGCAGCCAACGAGCAAGCAGGUCCUAUCAACCGGGAGAUGCGUCACCUUAUUAGUAGCCUCCAGAAUCAUAAUCAUCAGCUGAAAGGGGAAGUCCUGAGGUAUAAGCGGAAACUGAGAGAGGCCCAGUCUGACCUCAACAAGACACGUCUGCGCAGCGGCAGUGCCCUCCUGCAGUCCCAGUCUAGCACUGAGGACACGAAGGAUGAGCCUGCGGAAUCUAAGCAGGACUCUGAGGACGCGCCCGCGCAGCCCUCGGCAUCAAAGGCCUCUCAGGACGAAGUCAGUGAGAUCAGAUCCAAACGGGACGAAGAAGAGCGGGAACGAGAAAGGAGGGAGAAGGAGAGGGAGCGAGAGCGAGAACGGGAAAAGGAAAAGGAGAGAGAACGAGAGAAGCAAAAGUUAAAAGAGUCGGAAAAGGAGAGAGAUCCUCUGAAGGAUAAAGAGAAGGGGAAGCAUGAUGACAUAAGGAAAAAGGAAGCCGAAAUUAUCAAACAGCUGAAGAUUGAACUCAAAAAGGCACAGGAGAGCCAGAAGGAGAUGAAGUUGUUGCUGGAUAUGUACCGCUCAGCACCAAAGGAACAGAGGGACAAAGUGCAGCUCAUGGCUGCAGAGAAGAAGUCGAAGGCCGAGCUGGAAGACCUACGGCAACGACUCAAGGAUCUGGAGGAUAAAGAAAAAAAAGAGAACAAGAAGAUGGCUGAUGAGGAUGCCUUGAGGAAGAUCCGGGCGGUGGAGGAGCAGAUUGAAUACCUGCAGAAGAAGCUGGCCAUGGCCAAGCAGGAGGAGGAAGCCCUCCUGUCUGAGAUGGACGUCACAGGUCAGGCGUUUGAAGACAUGCAGGAGCAAAAUAUUCGUCUGAUGCAGCAGCUGCGGGAGAAGGAUGACGCCAACUUCAAGCUCAUGUCAGAACGCAUCAAGUCCAAUCAGAUCCACAAGUUACUGAAGGAAGAGAAGGAGGAGCUAGCAGACCAAGUUUUGACUUUGAAAACUCAGGUUGAUGCCCAGUUACAAGUAGUAAGGAAACUGGAAGAGAAAGAGCAUCUCUUACAAAGCAACAUUGGCACAGGGGAGAAGGAACUGGGCCUUAGGACCCAGGCACUAGAGAUGAGUAAACGCAAGGCGAUGGAGGCAGCUCAGCUGGCAGACGACCUCAAGUCACAGUUGGAGUUGGCUCAGAAGAAGUUACAUGAUUUUCAGGAUGAGAUUGUCGAGAACAGUGUCACCAAAGAAAAAGACAUGUUCAAUUUUAAACGAGCCCAGGAGGACAUCUCUAGACUUCGAAGGAAGCUGGAGACCACAAAGAAGCCAGACAAUGUACCCAAAUGUGAUGAGAUUCUGAUGGAGGAGAUUAAGGAUUACAAGGCACGCCUGACCUGUCCCUGUUGCAACAUGCGGAAAAAGGACGCUGUGCUUACCAAGUGUUUCCACGUCUUCUGCUUUGAGUGUGUGAAGACACGCUACGACACACGACAGCGCAAGUGUCCCAAGUGCAACGCUGCCUUCGGUGCCAACGAUUUCCACCGCAUCUACAUCGGCUGACCGAGCCCAGCGAGGAGGGGCUGGCCAGACGGACACCGCAUUCCGCAGCCACCACACCUCCCUCGGCCUCUUCUCUCCUCGACUGCUGCCUGCCGCUUACAGGGCACUUCUCCGUCAGCCACCUUCCCUUCCCAGACUUGGUUUGCUGAUACUUAGAUAACUGCAGGGGGAGGACUGGCUGAUGUAAGUCUUGGGUUUUAGAAUGAAUUAGAGGCAGACAUCGCUUCCUUGUCUAGCCUGACUGCUUUUCGGGUUUGCAGCCGCUUCCUUUCCAGGCUCUCUAUGGUAACAAGUCAUCCAUUCCUUCUGAAGAAGAGCAUCAGGUUGAUGUUUUUAAGUUAGAGAAGGGAACAAGGCAGAGUGGAGAGGGGCAGCUAUGUUGGGGAGGUAGGCUGACUGACCUUUCAGGAACAAGCUACCUAUGGACGUAAACUUUCUUUGAUUUGGUUUGUAGACUUUUUCUAAACCUGGAUUAGAAUAUGGUGGAAUUAUGCUAAUUUUUUCCCCUCGUUCCCCUGGAUAGCUUAAGUCCUUCAUGAAAUUAUGUCCAGGAUGAUUCAGUCCAUUUCUUGUUCAUUAGCCAGGUGACUUAUCAGGGUCAGGUGGUUACCUUGUUAAAGUUAUUUAAGUUUUCUGAAUACUUUACUCACAAUAUCUUAAGACCAAAAGAAUUGCAAACAGUAUAACCCCUUGUAUCAAUGAACUCAAGAUGGGAGAGGAUGAGGAACAGAACUGAAAUGGUAAAGUCUUUUUUUUUUUUUGGAGGAUGUGGGAACCUGCUACAGGGAGGCCUGGGUGAGCCAUGAAUUGCUCUUCCUCUCUGUAGGGUUUGCAUUGGUCUUUGUUUUCCAGAGAAUUCUUUGCAGUGUUUCUGUUAAGACUUUGCACUUCUCAAACAUGAAUUAAAGCAGGAUUCUGUUUGCUUUUGA